Messenger RNA from Insectozyma verbasci, 1197 nucleotides. Lineage: Eukaryota; Fungi; Ascomycota; Pichiomycetes; Serinales; Debaryomycetaceae. The record is from the annotation of a GenBank genome assembly.
AUGCCGAUUCCAACUCCCCACGGUGGUCAAUUAAAUGACUUAAUAAUUCGAGAUGAAUCAAUUAAACAAGAUUUAUUGAAUAAAAUUGCAGAUUUACCAAAAUUGAAAUUAACAGAACGUCAGUUGUGUGAUUUGGAAUUAAUCUUAAAUGGUGGAUUUUCACCAUUAGAUGGUUUUUUAAAUGAAGAUGACUAUAAUUCAGUUGUUGAAGAAAUGAGAUUAACUGGCAAGAAAGGUAAAGACGGUAAAGGAUUGUUAUGGCCAAUACCUAUAACCUUAGAUGUAAGAGAAAAUUCUUAUAAAGUUGGUGAUGAAGUUGUUUUAAUUGAUUUAAGAGAUGAUCAACCGUUAGCUAUUUUAAACAUUGAAUCAAUUUAUAAACCAAAUAAACAAAAUGAAGCUGAAAAAGUAUUUAGAGGUGAUUUAGAACAUCCAUCAAUUAAAUAUUUAAAUGAAAAUGUUAAUGAUUAUUAUUUAGGUGGUUCAUUAAAAGGUAUAAAUUAUCCAAAACAUCAUGAUUAUAUUGAAUCAAGAAAAACUCCAACUGAAUUAAGAAAAGAAUUUGAAUCAUUAGGUUGGUCAAAUAAGAAAAUUGUUGCUUUUCAAACUAGAAAUCCAAUGCAUAGAGCACAUAGAGAAUUAACAGUUAGAGCGGCAAAUGAUUUAGGUGAAGAAGCACAUUUAUUAAUUCAUCCAGUCGUUGGUUUGACAAAACCUGGAGAUAUUGAUCAUCAUACAAGAGUUAAAGUUUAUUUGGAAAUUCUUAAAAAAUAUCCAAAAGGUUUAGCGACAAUUUCUUUAUUACCUUUAGCUAUGAGAAUGGGUGGUGAUAGAGAAGCUUUAUGGCAUGCGUUAAUUAGAACAAAUUAUGGUGUUGAUCAUUUUAUUGUUGGUAGAGAUCAUGCUGGUCCUGGUAAAAAUUCAAAAGGUGUUGAUUUUUAUGGUCCUUAUGAUGCACAAGAAUUAUUGAAGAAAUAUGAAGAUGAAUUAGAAAUUAAAAUUGUUCCAUUUAGAAUGGUUACUUAUUUACCUGAUGAAGAUAGAUAUGCACCAAUUGAUGAAAUUGAUACUUCAAAAGUUAAAACUUUAAAUAUUUCAGGUACUGAAUUAAGACAUAGAUUAAGAACUGGUGGUGAAAUACCUGAAUGGUUUACUUAUCCAGAAGUUGCAAGAAUAUUAAGAGAUUCAAUAGCAUAA